CCCUUUUGUGUGCGCAGUUGUCCCGUAGCUUUGUCAUCGUGCAAAAGCCUCUCCAGCCGAGUGGUCUCAACAUUAGUUCUCAUUUGCAUCAAAGAGUUUUUAAAGUUCACUGCUUGGAUCAAUCGCUGAAUCGCCAGACGGGAGGGGCCACAUUACGUCACGAACAAAUAAAAUUACAGAAGCAAAAUCAUCCCGGCUGGGACUGAAACAUCCGAAAUUUCAUACAGGAAAUCUAUACUAACCGGCGUGCCUGACGUUCGACUGGGGUGAACUUCCGUGCCAUUCCCAAUUCACUUCUAAAUUUAACGGCAGUCCUCACUCUACAAAGUCUAUAUAUCAUUCGCUGACGGUUUCUCUGUGACGAAAAAGCCAGCCACGAUCAUUCCCCCUAAAUCCUUAUCAGAAAAAAAGAAAAAGAAGAAACAAAUCCAAUCAAUAUGGGAAAUAGCACAAAUUCCGCUGCCGGGGGCGAUGGCGCUGAUGCAGACUCCAAAAUGCACGGAGCCGUGAUCGGAGUUGGUGUAGGAUUGGCCGCCGGUUUUGCUGCACCGUUGAUGGCCGGCGUGGCCUUGUCGGCCAUGGGAUUCACGAGCACAGGAAUAGCUGCGGGAUCGCUGGCCGCUUCGUGGGAGGCUUCCGGCGGGAGUCUUUUCUCAACCCUGCAUUCCGUUGGCAUCUCAGGCAUCAGCGGAGCUAUGGCCGCCGGGCUCGGGGCCGUUUUUGGCACGGCCGCUGUCGUUUUGACAACUCUCUUCAGAAAAACGAAGCCGGAACUAACUGAAGCGAAAAUUGAACCGGUUGAGGAGAAACCCGUCAUGGCUACCGCCCGAGCUCAAUCCGCUGGACGCUGCCCAGCAGCAACUGAACCUGUCAUGCCAGGGAAGCGAGAAGAACAGGUGAAAAAGGAAAACUUGGCAGAUGAAACGGUCUCGGUUCAAAAGAUCACCAGCACCGUCCAACACAGUGAAGCCGUUGCGGAAGCGGAGAUUGUGAGUAUUCCGGAAUCGAAAGGAUCGCAAGACGAGGCAGUUGUCCCCAUUCAACCGGAAGUUCAUUUUACAGCUGUUACGGCCAUUGAAGAUCAAAUCGAGAACCAAAUCAUUCAAGCAACAAACGAUGUGAGAAACAAAAAACAAGUUAAAGUAGAAGAAGAAAAGAAACAAGAAGAAGAAGAAGAAGAAGAAGAGGAAGUAGAAGAAUUAUGUUAUCCAGUCAAACCAGCGACGUUUAGCGAACACAUUCUGGCAGCUAGAGAAGUCAUGGAACCAACACCAGUUGCCUCACCGGUGCAAUCGGAGUUGGUUGCAGAGAGAGAUGAUAAUCAAGAAGAGGAAGAAGUAGAAGAAGAAGAAGAAGAAAUGGUUGUCGUUAAAGCUGCUGUAAGCACAGAAGCUGCUCCUCCAGUUAAAGAUGAAGUCAUUAGCAGAAUUACAACAGUUCCAGAUGAAAUGAAGGAAGUACAAGAAGAAAAAUGUGAGGUAGCCAUUACUGCAGCUGUUACGGCUGCAGCUAGUCCGGUAGUACAACAACCGGAAGUCGAAGAGGAAGAAGAAGAAGAGGAGGAAGAAGAGGAAGAAGAAGAAGACGAGGAAGAGAUGGUUAUACUUCCUUCAGCAAUUGAAGUAGCUCAAACGCAAGAACCUGAAAAGAAAGUAGAAGAAAAAGCCAUCGUCAGCACUCCCGCACCUAUUGUAGAAGCGCAAACAAAGCCCGAAACAAAGGAAGAAGAAGAAGAAUAUGAGGAGGAAGAAGAAUACGAAGAAGAGGAAGAAGAAAAAGUUGUUGUCAAAACGCCUGUUGCAAUUGUCGAAACUCAAGUAAAGAAACCUGAAACUAAGAAAGAAGAGGAAGAAGAAGAAGAAGACGAAGAAGACGAAGAAGAGGAAGAAGCAAACAUUCAAGAGACAGCAAUCAAAGCGCCUGCAGAAGUGAAGCCCGUAACUGCGAUGGCUGAACCAGAAGUCAAACCCGUAACUGCGAUGACUGAGCCAGAAGUGAAACCACCGAUCGACCCAACCAAAAACCAGUAAUCAUGUCACAGUCAAACGUCCUAUUAACAAGUGCGUGAACAAUGGAUGAGGUUAGCUCGACAGCUAAUGGUGCGCAAACCUUGACAUAAAAAUGUGAUUGAACCAAGUGUAUUGCCAGUAAAAAAAAGCAAUUUCUAUCGUUAUUAAUCCAACGUAGCUAUUCAAAAAAAAAAAAAAAAAAAGGACAUUGUAUUAACCAAUUUUUUUCCCCCUCCUAUUCUUGCUAUUAUUCUAUCGGCGGUCGGUAAAAAAAAAAGCGAAUGAAUUCUAAGUCUUUAAAUGAUCAUAACGAAAUUUCAGUCAGGAGAAGGGACGCCUUAAUGAGAAAAAAUCACGUCGGAAAGAAAAGUUAAACAAUAAAAUGAUUUAAUGGAAAUGCCAGGAGGGGCAAAAGAAAAAGUGUGUCUUCCAUUUCCGAUUUGGGGUUUCUCAGUUUGGGUAUCACGGGAUACGUCGGUUAUCACAUUUGGUUUAAUAAUUCUCUUUAACGAAACGUUUCUUUUAGGCAGUAAAAAUGCGUCCCUAAUACGGAAAGCAAAAACUGGAAAUCAUCAGUUUUGUUGGAACGCAAUUCAAAAUCCCUCACACGACGACGAAAUGAACGCGUGAUUUCCGGUAUCGCGUGAUCAACCCACCUAUCCUCUACAUGACGGGAGGGAGUAGAAAAAUAGUUAAACUCUAAAUGAAAUGAUUGGAAAUCCAAGGGGAAAAAACACAAGUCCCUUGCCUAGUAACAAAAACAUGUGAUUGCAAUCAAGACGCUAGUUUCGAUGGAAUUCUUUACGUACUCACCAUAGUGACCAGACGAUGGUCCCGAUACAUCCCCAAA
Molecule: messenger RNA, 2859 nt
Organism: Daphnia carinata
Lineage: Eukaryota; Metazoa; Arthropoda; Branchiopoda; Diplostraca; Daphniidae
Product: glutamic acid-rich protein-like
Source: RefSeq, a predicted model, not a curated record